UAGAUCAACAUUCCAGUAGAGCUGUAUUCACUUUACGCAGGCCAAGCCUACAGCGGCUUGUGCCCCAAAAUGGACCUAAAUGUUGCCUUGAUAGCUUGUGUGUUCCUGGUCAUUGCUGCGCUAGCUCUGCUAUCUAUCCGUCGCAAAUCGAGCGGUAACGCCACUGCUGUCAGCACAGCCCCGCCGAUAACUCGGACAUCAAUUUCUGCAGAGGACCCCAGCAAGCCUUGCGUGCGCAUCCUCUACGGCACCCAGACGGGCACGGCGGAGCGCUUCUCCAAGCAGCUUGCCAACGAGCUGCGCGGCAAGUAUGGGGACAGCACGGCCGUGGAUGUGCGCGACGUGGAGACCUAUAAACCAGAGCGGCUGGGCAGCGAGAAGCUGGUGGUGAUGUGUAUGGCGACGUAUGGCGAUGGCGAACCCACCGAUAACGCAGCGGUCUUCUACUCGUGGCUGCUCAAGGAAGCGGAGGCAGUCGAGAACGGCGACAAGGAGCCGUUUCUGCAGGGUGUCUCUUAUGCCGUGUUUGGGCUGGGCAACAAGCAGUACGAGCACUUCAACUCGGUGGGCAAGAAGGUGUUCAAGGCCAUGAAGGCGUGCGGCGCCACCGCGCUGUGCCGCCGCGGCGACGGCGACGAUGACGGCGUCAUCGACGACGACUUCGAGAAGUGGUGCACUGAGCUGUACGAGGCGCUGGACAAGUCCAGCGAUCUGGUCGGCAAGCGUGCCGACCAGAACGGCGUGCACGCGGCGCCACCGGCGCGUGUAGCCGCGUACGAAGUGGAGGUGCUGCGCGGGAGCGGCGGCGAGGCGCCAGCCUUUCCCUCGGGCACCGGCAAGGACGUGCACAGCCCCUUCUGGGCCAAGAUUACCACCGUGCGCGAGCUGCACACCCCCGCAUCGGACCGCAGCUGCGUGCACGUGGAGGUGGAUGUCAGCGGCUCGGGCAUCACCUACGAGGCGGGCGACCACAUCGCCAUCUACGCCCGCAACGGCGAGGCGGUGGUGAGCCAGGUGGCCGAGCUGCUGGGCUUUGACCUAGAGGCCCGCAUUAAGCUGGCGCUGCCGGCGGACGCAGAUGCCGCCUCAGGCCUGCCGCCGCCCUUCCCCGGCCCCGUCACCGUGCGCACCGCGCUGUCCUACUUCGCGGACGUGCUGUCCAGCCCGCACCGUGAGGCGCUGAACGCGCUGGCCAGCUUCGCGGCGGACCGGGAGGAGGCGGCGCGCCUUGCGCUGCUGGGCUCGCCGGCUGGGAAGGCCGAGUACGCGGACUUCAUCGGCAAGCCGCACCGCAGCCUGCUGGAGGUGCUGCAGGCCUUCCCCAGCGCCAAGCCCACCAUCGGCGCCUUCUUUGGCUGUAUCGCGCCACGCCUGCAGCCUCGCUUCUACUCAAUCUCCUCCUCGCCCAAGCAGCACCCAAACAGCGUGCACGUCACGUGCGCCGUGGUGCGCGACACCAUGCCCACCGGCCGCGUGCACGAGGGCGUGGCGUCGACGUGGCUGCAACGCCACGGCAACGGCGCGGCGGUGCCCGUGUUUGUUCGGCACUCGCAUUUCCGCCUGCCCAAGGCGGCCAGCACGCCGGUGGUAAUGGUGGGCCCCGGCACCGGCCUAGCGCCCUUCCGCGGCUUCCUGCAGGAGCGCGCCGCGCUCAAGAACUCGGGUGCGGAGCUGGGCCCUGCGCACCUGUUCUUUGGCUGCCGCUCGCGCGGCACUGACUACAUCUACCAGCAGGAGCUGGAGGGGUAUGUGGCGGACGGAGUGCUGUCGAACCUGCACGUGGCCUUCUCGCGCGAUCAGUCCUCCAAGGACUACGUGCAGCACCACAUAGGGCGGGAAGCGGCCGCGCUGUGGCCGAUCAUCGGGGAGCAGGGUGCCCACCUGUACGUGUGUGGAGACGCCAAGUACAUGGCGAAGGACGUGCACAAGGCCUUCGUGGCGCUGGUGGAGAAGGGCAAGGGCUGCAGCGGCACGCAGGCGGAGAUGUUCGUGAAGGAGCUCACAGACGCCGGGAGAUACCAGCGCGAUGUCUGGUAAGCGGCCGUGUAGCCGCUACGCGGCCCUGCGGGGCCGUACAACUGCAUCAUCUGUAGGGUUUUGGCUAGGCAGGGAGUGAGGAUAGGAGCUGGAGAAAUAGACUUGGUGCGGACUGGCAUAAUCUUGAGUGUUGUCGGGUGACUAGUAAGUGGUAUUUGAGGGUGCGAGACGGCGGGCCACAACGUGUUGCCCUGCGUUGGUCAAUCUGGUGUGGCCUCUUAACUGAGAGUUGUUGCUAAGCGUUGUGGAGUCGGGGGCAGGACUGCGUUGCCCCCGUUAGCCGUUUGGUGCUGUGGUCUUGUCAGGUGUGGUCUCAGGUGGUGGACUGUGUUGGCACGCUGGCUUGCGUGAAGGUUCUUAGCCCUAUGUGACAAAGCGUUGCCACUGCCGGUCGAAGGGGAGGUGCACUACGACGCUGAGUCCCAGUAGUGGGCCGAACCGCUUAAACACUAGAUACCCCAGUAUCGUCCGGCGCAAGCAAAACGGUAUGAACACCAAGUGACCGGGAAAACGUUUGAGACAAGCGAGUCGUGAAGGCUGGUAGCAUGCAGGAACAGGGCAAGACGGAACCAGAAUAGGAGUCAGCGCAGUGCUGCGAAUACUUUGGCCUGCUUGAAUUCAGGGAUGGCUGUGUGGCGGUGCUGUCGUGUGCGUCUGCGUGCGUCUGUUGUGCGCAUUGAUUGGGCGCGCCGCAGUCUGGCGUCCGUCUGUAGGACAAGGAGAAAGCAAGAGCACGUUCCUGCUUGUGUGCGAUGGGACAGUGUUAAGCCGGUGAAGUCCCGUAGGGUGCAGCUGAUUCCCAGACCCCAGCAGAUGGCAAACAAUUUGCAACGGCAGCGCAUGAGCGCGCGGCCCCCGGGUAUUCGAUCAGGCAGCUGUAGUAUGCAACUGUA
Molecule: messenger RNA, 2930 nt
Organism: Chlamydomonas reinhardtii
Lineage: Eukaryota; Viridiplantae; Chlorophyta; Chlorophyceae; Chlamydomonadales; Chlamydomonadaceae
Exons: 4
Coding region: 70-2037 (655 amino acids)
Cellular component (GO): cytosol
Molecular function (GO): FMN binding; flavin adenine dinucleotide binding; NADPH-hemoprotein reductase activity
Source: RefSeq, a predicted model, not a curated record